AUGCUAAAAAAACAAUGUGAAGAGGGAUCGUUUGGCAAUAGAUGGCUUAUUAGGGACAGUGCAUAUCCCCGUGCUUCAUAUCUUUUGACACCACUGCUCAAGCCUUCAUCUGUCGCAGAUAAUCGUUACAAUGAAGCACAUAUAAAGACUGGAAAUACUAUUGAAAGAUGUUUUGGUGUGUGGAAAAGGCGCUUUCCUAUACUCUCUCUGAAAAUCCGUGUGGCUAUGCAGACUACACAGGCCAUUAUUAUUGCCACCUCUGUGUUACACAACAUCUGCAGAUUAAAUAAUAUAAGGGAUGUGGAUCCAGAAGUUACAAUGCCACAUGAAUCAGAUGACAUUAUCUAUGCUGAAGGGAUAGGUCAUCAAAAUCACAGCGUCAGACAAGAACUAAUUAAUAAUUAUUUUAGUGUGUAA
This is a messenger RNA of Parnassius apollo (apollo), 417 nucleotides long. The record is from the annotation of a GenBank genome assembly. NCBI's taxonomy places the organism in Eukaryota, Metazoa, Arthropoda, Insecta, Lepidoptera, Papilionidae.